AUGUCGAAUCUCCCAGUUGAGACGGCGGAGCCUGAACCAGCGGCUACCUCCAUUGGGAACGACCAGGUUGUGAACAAGGAGGGAGGUGAUGCUUCAGCCCCUACGGAAGUUGCUGCCGCGAAGACCGAGACUGAGACUGAGAAAUCCAAUGGCGCACAUGAAACUGAAAAGGUCGAGAAAACCGAGCAAUCUGGAAAGACCGGUGAAGACACUCAGGCAAAUGAACAGCGCAACAGCGAUGGCUCGCCAAAGACCAAAGGCGGCGAAAGCAAUGGCCGCUCAAACAACAAGCGUGAGAACAACGAUCGGCCAUUCCAGAAACGUGAAAACCACAGCAAAUACGAUCCCUCUAUCCUCCCAGCUGACAGUGAUCCAAAGUUGAUUCGCGCCCAGGUUGAAUUCUACUUCGGCGAUGCCAAUCUACCAACUGAUAAGUUCAUGUGGGAGCAGACCGAUGGCACCGAGAACAAGCCAAUCCCAGUUAAGGAUAUCUGCAAGUUUGGACGUAUGAAGCGAUUCACCUCCGAGCGGGAAGUUGUAGCUGCCCUGAAAGAGAGUGCUUUUCUUGUGGUUAGCGGUGAAGAAGGGGAGGAGACUGUCAAGCGCAAAAUUCCUUACGAUCCCACCUUCCCUCGAAGCAGGGUUGAAUCCAGAUCUGUCUACGCCAAAGGUUUUGGCGAGGAAGAACCCAGCUCUCAAUUCGACAUCGAGGCCCUGUUCGCUCCUUACGGUCCUACCAAUGCUGUCCGUCUUCGCCGCGCCGAUGACAAGCUUUUCAAAGGCUCUGUCUUCGUUGAAUUCCAGGACGAUGAGACUGCUGAGAAGUUCCUUGCGCUUGAUCCUAAGCCCCUCUGGAAGGGCAAGGAAUUGUCCUUCAUGUCUAAGAGAGACUAUGUAGCACAAAAGACCAAGGAUAUCAAGGAUGGCAAGAUUCAGCCUAAGGAGUCUUGGGCACCUAGACCAUUCCGUGGUGGAUCCAACAACGUUCGUGGCCGAGGGGGCAACCGCGGUAAGAAUGAUAGAGAUCAUGGUCGCGACCGAGGCGAUCGCGAUCCAAAUGACUGGAAGAAGAGACGUGAAGACGACCAGGCAUCCGGAUUCAAGGAUCGACGCAAUGGCAAUGGCAGAGACCGUGAUAACAAGAACCGCCGUGGACGGCGUGGCGACCGUAAUGACAGAGGGCCCCAGGACAGAAACCGUGAGCGUAAUGGGGAUGGUAACGAGACCAAGACUGAAGAGGUCGAGAGCAAGGAGGCUCCCGCCAAUGCCGCCAAAACAGCAGAGUCUACCUCAAACGAUAAGAAGCGUGCCCGUGAAGAUGAUGGUGCAGCGGAAGCCCCAUCUCCAAAGAAAGUUGACGUCAAGGCAGAUGUCUCUGCUGAAGUUUGA
Messenger RNA from Venustampulla echinocandica, 1389 nucleotides. RefSeq lists its product as uncharacterized. The record is from RefSeq and is a predicted model, not a curated record. Bases 1 to 1389 code for a protein of 462 amino acids. Gene Ontology annotation, cellular component: nucleus. Gene Ontology annotation, biological process: RNA processing. Gene Ontology annotation, molecular function: mRNA binding. The transcript is spliced from 3 exons. Lineage: Eukaryota; Fungi; Ascomycota; Leotiomycetes; Helotiales; Pleuroascaceae.